AUGACACUCACGCCGAUGGCUUCGGUGAUGGCGGUGACUGAACCAAAGUGGGUCUCAGUCUGGGGCCGCUUCCUGUGGGCGAUGCUGCUGAGCAUGGUGCUGGGCUCCCUGCUGGCCCUGCUGCUGCCGCUGGGGACGGUGGAAGAACACUGUCUGACUGUGCUCAAGGGCUUCUACCUGCUUAGGAGCAAGCUGGAGCAGGCGCAGCCUGCCAUCACCAAGUGCACCAGGCCAUCCACGGAGCUCAGUCUCACCUCCAGGGGUGCGGUGCUGCUGGGGGUCAAGACCAAGGCCUCUCCAGCCGGCACGUUGGAGGCCAAAGCAGCUCUGAACCAGGCCCUGGAAAUGAAACGGCAGGGCAAGCGGCAGAAGGCCCACAAGCUCUUCCUGCACGCCCUCAAGAUGGACCCGGGCUUCGUGGAUGCCCUCAACGAGUUCGGCAUCUUCUCGGAGGAGGACAAGGACAUCAUCCAGGCGGACUACCUGUACACCCGCGCACUGACCAUCGCGCCCCACCAUGAGAAGGCGCUGGUCAACCGCGACCGCACGCUGCCGCUGGUGGAGGAGAUCGACCAGCGCUUCUUCAGCAUCAUUGACAGCAAAGUGAAGAAGGUCAUGUCCAUCCCCAAGGGCAACUCCGCGCUGCGCCGGGUGAUGGAGGAGACGUACUACCACCACAUCUACCACACGGUGGCCAUCGAGGGCAACACCCUCACCCUCUCGGAGAUCAGGCACAUCCUGGAGACGCGCUACGCAGUGCCGGGGAAGAGCCUGGAGGAGCAGAACGAGGUCAUCGGCAUGCACGCAGCCAUGACGUACGUCAACACGACGCUGCUGUCCCGCGUGGGCUCCGUCAGCAUCGGCGACGUGCUGGAGAUCCACCGGCGGGUGCUGGGCUACGUGGACCCCGUGGAGGCCGGCCGCUUCCGCACCACGCAGGUCCUGGUGGGCCACCACAUCCCGCCCCCACCACAGGAGGUAGAGAAGCAGAUGCAGGAGUUCAUCCAGUGGUUCAACUCGGAGGACGCCAUGAACCUGCACCCCGUGGAGUUUGCGGCCCUGGCCCACUACAAGCUCGUCUACAUCCACCCCUUCAUCGACGGCAACGGCAGGACCUCGCGCCUGCUCAUGAACCUCAUCCUCAUGCAGGCAGGCUACCCGCCCAUCACCAUCCGCAAGGAGCAGCGGUCCGAGUACUACCACGUGCUGGAGGUCGCCAACGAGGGCGACGUGAGGCCCUUCAUCCGCUUCGUCGCCAAGUGCACGGAGACCACCCUGGACACGCUGCUCUUCGCCACCACGGAGUACCCGGUGGCGCUGCCAGAGGCCAGACCUAACCACUCUGGGUUCAAGGAGACGCUGCCGGUGAAGCCCUAA
Molecule: messenger RNA, 1377 nt
Organism: Rangifer tarandus platyrhynchus (Svalbard reindeer)
Lineage: Eukaryota; Metazoa; Chordata; Mammalia; Artiodactyla; Cervidae
Source: the annotation of a GenBank genome assembly